CGCCUGCAGUGUGAGAAUCUCUUAGUGUAGUCAGUUGGCAGAUUGGUAAGAGUAACUGUUGGGCAAACGAUCAUCUGAAUCCAGGAAAACUUUAACGCACGCGUCAUCUGCCAAAAGCCCCAAGUUGAAUGUUUAGACUCUGCCAUUAAGAAAUACCUGAACAAACCGAAGGAGGAAAUCAAAAUCAUUGAUUGUGGAGCUGGCACCGGAUUGUCUGGAGUCGAACUCAACGAAAUCGGGUACACCAACCUGUGCGCUCUGGAUAUUUCUCAAGAAAUGUUGAAUGAAGCAAAGAAGAAAAACGUCUUCAAAAAAUUUAUCUGCACCCCUCUAAAUGACCAGCAGAAUCCUGAGGUUAAAACUGGAGAGUACGACGUCAUGAUCUGCAUCGGUACGCUGGCUUCUGCGCAUGUCAAACCUGCAGCUAUGGUUGAAAUGAUUCGGAUGAUCAGGAUUGGUGGUCUGAUAAGUUUUAACAUUCGGUAUGGUGAGCUGGAGACCUACCAACCAAAAAUGGAAGAGCUGGAGAAAAGAGGCAACUGGGAGAAGGUAUCCGAGGAUACAUUGCCUCAGUUUCAUAGAGAUGAUAUGCCUCCGACUUCAACAUUCUUUGUUUACAAAGUCUUAAAGUAUUAGUGCUACCACUAACAUGGGGUCUCAAUUGCUUUUACGGCUAUCCGUUAAAAUUUUGGCCAAUUUACCGCUUACUGUAAUAUCUUUCCAUUACGGCCACCACAAAAAUUUUUACGGUUAUGUUUUUUACGACUUGCGGUUAAACAUUUUGGCUAACGGUUAAAACCAUUAAGACCCUCCAAACAAGACAACAAUGAAACUGUAAUGAGUGAGUGAAAUCAUUUGACAAUAAACAUUUAGC
Messenger RNA from Stylophora pistillata, 874 nucleotides. RefSeq lists its product as uncharacterized. The record is from RefSeq and is a predicted model, not a curated record. NCBI's taxonomy places the organism in Eukaryota, Metazoa, Cnidaria, Anthozoa, Scleractinia, Pocilloporidae.